Messenger RNA from Dimorphilus gyrociliatus, 2740 nucleotides. The record is from the annotation of a GenBank genome assembly. Lineage: Eukaryota; Metazoa; Annelida; Polychaeta; Dinophilidae.
ACGAUUCACGUAGAAUUUCUAAAACUCUGUAAAGGUAAUGAAAGGUUGUAAAAAUGUUACCCAAUUACAACCCUUUAUUCAUCUUUCACUAUAGAAGCUCGGGAUAAAAACUAUUAUUGAAAUCGUGCCUUUUUAAAUAUUAGAUAAUUUUUCUAAUAAAAAGUUUCUGUGGGAAAAUGAGACAAUCAAACACAAGGUGAGUAAUGUGAAUUGUAAAUACUUUCAACUUGAAACUAACUAUAUAAUCUUUCAUAACAACAGACGGACCAUAACUGUUGUCCAAUCCCAACCUAUCAGUCAAGUGGGAUUUAGGAAUCAUCCUCCUAGAGAUCCCCAUUCUACCCGUAAGUUCUUAACUUUUACGAUGGCUAUAAAUAAUUAAUCUACUGUAUCUAACAGCUGUAGUUAGACCACCAUCUUAUGAGGUAUCUGUUGAGGUAUUGAUAUUAUUUUAAUCUUUUAUAUAUUGAUCUGACAUAAGUUUGAAAAAUCUUAGCCACCUCCUCCAUACGAAGCCAUAAAUGCUAUUCGCAAACUACCUAAACCUCCCAAACCGGUCAAACCAAAAAUAUCACCGAAACCUUCAGCAGCCUUAAAUGAUGCCGCGAUAUCUCGUAACGGAGCCCCUGCGGCAAGACCGCGCUCUCUUGUUCCGUCACAUUCCGAUAACAAUAUUAGUAGUACAAUGGCUACUGCAUCUGCAGCUAGGAGCUUUGCAAGUUCAAAUCCAAAUCUUAUUCGACAAGCACCAUCCGUAGCUUCAAGCGUAGCAAAUUCGGGUCUUAUUCAAAAGGCUCCGCAAGCAGCAGCCUUUGCGGCAAAUUCGGGUCUUAUUCAAAAGGCUCCGCAAGCAGCAGCCUUUGCGGCAAAUUCGGGUCUUAUUCAAAAGGCUCCAGAAGCAGCAGCCUUCGCAGCAAACUCGGGUCUUCUUCAAAAGGCUCCAGAAGCAGCAGCAUUUGCAGCAAAUUCUGGUCUUAUUCAAAAGGCUCCAGAAGCAGCAGCAUUUGCAGCAAACUCGGGUCUUCUUCAAAAGGCUCCAGAAGCAGCAGCAUUUGCAGCAAAUUCUGGUCUUAUUCAAAAGGCUCCAGAAGCAGCAGCAUUUGCAGCAAACUCGGGUCUUCUUCAAAAGGCUCCAGAAGCAGCAGCAUUUGCAGCAAAUUCUGGUCUUAUUCAAAAGGCUCCAGAAGCAGCAGCAUUUGCAGCAAACUCGGGUCUUCUUCAAAAGGCUCCAGAAGCAGCAGCAUUUGCAGCAAAUUCUGGUCUUAUUCAAAAGGCUCCAGAAGCAGCAGCCUUCGCAGCAAACUCGGGUCUUCUACAAAAGGCUCCAGAGGCAGCAGCCUUUGUCGCAAAUUCGGGUUUUAUUCAAAAAGCUCCAGCAGCAGCCGCCAGUGUAGCAAAUUCAGAUUUUAUUCAAAAGGCAUCUUCUGUAGCUUCUGCUCAGUCCAAAAGCAAUUUAAUCUCUUUUAGUCCAGAGAAAGAAACACAGCCGCCAAUUAGCCUGCCCAGAUCUUCUUCAACUAUGGGUUUAUUAAGCGUACCUAAGAACAAUGGAUCUGAAACUAGUCAACCUAGUCGUUCAAAUGUUAGCUCUCUAGUGGAUAGAUAUAAAGAUUUGCGAAUUAUUGGAAGUUUUACGAAUACUUAUAAUACGAAUAAGCCUAAAGCUGAGCAAGAAGUAAAUAGAACUAGAUUAGCGGAGAAUAAUCCAUUUGAACUAAUAGGAUUAAAUGAAUCGGCUAAUAGUGCUGGACAAAAUGAUAGCACCACAAAUUUCGCAUCAGAAUCAGUGGAGACAACAGCAAGUAAUAACAAUUUAUCGCCUCCGUCAAGAGCGAAUAACAAUCAUAUUUCCUUAAAUACGAAAAAGAAGAGACCUCCUAGACCUCCUCCACCAAAAGCUCUAACCAAGCCUAAUAAUCCGGAAAUUAAGCACAAAGUCGGUCCUACUUCCCUUUACAAAAGUGUAAUGACCGAACCUCAUGGAUUAGCUAUACUUGAUUACAACGCAAAACAACUCAAUGAAUUAUCCUUCAAAAAAGGUGAUAUAAUACUCUUACAAAGAAGUAUUGAUUCAAAGUGGAUCUAUGCUAAAAACGGUGAUAAAGAAGGUUCCUGCCCAGUGAAUUAUAUGAAUAUCAUAAGCAGACCUCAGUAUUUUAUUGAACCUAUAGUUGAAGUUUGCUAUGCGAAAUUUCCUUUUACGGGAGAAAACUCAACUGAACUAUCUUUUAGAGAAGGUGAUAAAAUAAGACUUAUUGAUAGGAUUAGCGAUGAAUGGCUAAUUGGAGAAUUGAACGAUUCGAUAGGAAGUUUUCCACUGUCAUUUGUGGAAUUGCAGUCUCCGAUUUUGGAUAAUUUAAAAAAUGAUAAAAAGCAAAGUCUGAUAAAAAAAGAUAUAAGAAUUGCUAUUGCCGAAUACGACUAUAUAUCUGACGCGUCAGAAGAUCUUCAAUUCAAAAAAGGCGAAGUUAUUAAUAUUACAGAAUUUAUUGAUGAUAAUUGGAUGAAAGGACAAAGUUCUAAUGGAUCAACCGGUCUCUUCCCAUCUAAUUUUGUCCAUAUAAUUCCUAAUGAAAAGAUCGCCUGUGCCGAAUUUGAUUACGAAUCUAAUGUUGAAGGUGAUCUUUCUUUUAAACAAGGAGAUUCGAUAAUAAUUUUAGAAGAUAUUAACAAUGAGUGGGUUAAAGGUCAAGUUAGUCAUAAAGUGGGGAUAUGUCCUAAGAAUUUUUUAAAGUUUUAA